Molecule: messenger RNA, 3817 nt
Organism: Pseudogymnoascus verrucosus
Lineage: Eukaryota; Fungi; Ascomycota; Leotiomycetes; Thelebolales; Thelebolaceae
Gene: RET1
Product: DNA-directed RNA polymerase III core subunit ret1
Exons: 5
Coding region: 199-3810 (1203 amino acids)
Biological process (GO): DNA-templated transcription
Cellular component (GO): RNA polymerase III complex
Molecular function (GO): ribonucleoside binding; DNA-directed RNA polymerase activity; DNA binding
Source: RefSeq, a predicted model, not a curated record
CCACCACCCACCUAUCUCUUAUCUUAUCUUAGCCCCAUCAGCAAGCUUCACCUCAACUUUUCCCAAUGGUGGGCGACAAAACCACUCACAGCCCGUCAAACUCCGCCAACCCACGCCUCCGAAACCACACAACCAUGCGCCGCGACGUUAGGUAGCAUAUACCCCCCACUCGAGAGACGAAAUACAUAAGGCUUCUAUAUGCCUCCGAGGAAACGCGCUGCUGCUGCUGCCCCGGCUGCAGCGGCUGUGCCGCCGGCGCCCGAGGUUGAGAAGAUAAGGGAGGAGUUUGAUCUGAGUACGGAGGAGGGGAGGAAGAAGGCGGCGAGGAGGGAGAGGGCGGAGGCCCAGAGGCCGGUGGGGAAUGAUGGAUUUGAGGCGCUGUUGGAGCCGUUUUAUGGGGGGAAGAGCUUGACGGAUCCGAUUGAUACGGCGAAGGAUAAGUGGAAUUUGCUUCCGGCCUUUUUGAAGGUGAAGGGGUUGGUGAAGCAGCAUAUCGACUCGUUUAAUUAUUUUGUCGAUCAUGAGAUUAAGGAUAUUUUGAAGGCGAAUAAGUUCGUUAGGAGUGAUGUGGAUAAUACCUUCUGGCUUGAAUACACAGACAUUCGUGUUGGCGCCCCAGAACGCCUCGACUACGAUGACCGCAAACCCCUCAACGAUGUCACACCUAACGAGUGCCGUCUCCGCGACCUCACUUACGCCGCCCCCAUCUUCGUGGACAUAAAGUACGUGCGCGGAAAACGCAUUGUCGCUCGCCGCGGCAUCCCCAUCGGGCGCAUGCCCAUCAUGCUUAAGAGUUCCAAGUGCCGCCUAACAGGGCGCAACGACGGGCAACUCGCAUACAUGAACGAGUGCGCCUUGGAUCCAGGAGGAUACUUUAUCGUUAACGGUACGGAGAAGGUUAUUUUGGUGCAGGAGCAAUUGAGCAAGAAUCGAGUGAUUGUGGAGACAGAUGCGAAAAAGUCGAUGGUUUCGGCGUCGGUGACGAGUUCGACGCAUGAGAGGAAGUCGAAGAGUUAUGUGGUGUUGAAGAAGGAGAGGAUAUAUCUGCAGCAUAACGUACUCACUGAGGCGGUGCCGAUUGUCAUUGCACUGAAGGCUAUGGGUGUGCAGUCUGAUCACGAGAUGUUGCUGCUUGUUGCGGGAACGGAUGCGACGUACCAGGAUGACUUUGCUGUCAACUUCGAGGAGGCGGCUAAGCUGGGUAUCUUCUCGCAGCAGCAGGCGCUGGAGUGGAUUGGAGGAAGGGUUAAGAUGGGGAAGAGCAGGUUCGGGCAACCGCAACGGCGAAACUUCGCACAGGAUGGGCUGGAGGCAUUGGCGAAUAUCGUUAUCACCCACGUUCCCGUCGUGGGCCUGGAUUUCAGACCCAAGGCGCUAUACGUGUGCUUCAUGGUUCGACGUGUGCUGAUGGCGAUGCACGACCCCAAACUCGUAGACGACCGCGAUUACGUCGGUAACAAGCGUCUCGAACUUGCAGGUCAGCUGCUAUCUCUCCUCUUCGAGGAUCUGUUCAAGAAGUUCAACUCGGACCUCAAGAUGAACAUCGACAAGGUGCUCAAGAAGCCGAACCGCACCAACGAGUUCGACGCCUACCAGCACAUGCAGUCUCAUGGCAACUACAUCACGCAGGGCAUGAACCGCGCUAUCUCGACGGGUAACUGGAGUUUGAAGCGUUUCAAGAUGGAGCGCGCGGGUGUGACGCAUGUGCUGAGUCGGUUGAGUUAUAUCGCCGCCUUGGGCAUGAUGACGCGUAUUAGUUCGCAGUUCGAGAAGACGCGCAAGGUGUCUGGUCCGCGUGCGCUGCAGCCUUCGCAGUUUGGUAUGCUGUGUCCGUCUGAUACGCCUGAAGGUGAGGCUUGUGGUCUUGUUAAGAAUUUGGCGCUCAUGACGCAUAUUACUACCAACGAUGAUGAGGAGCCUGUGCGCAAACUGGUCUUUGUUCUUGGUGCUGAGGAUAUUGUGUCUAUGAGCGGAAAGGAGAUUUACGACGAUGGUGCUUAUGUUAUCUUUAUCAACGGUACGCCUCUUGCCUUGACCAGGAAACCAAAGGCUUUCCUGGCGGGCUUCAAGACCUUCCGUCGUACGGGUCGUGUAUCUGAGUUCGUGAGUUGUUACAUCAACCACCACACAAGCUCCGUCCACAUCGCCACCGACGAGGGCCGCAUCUGUCGGCCCCUUAUCAUCGUCACAAACGGCAUACCGCGGAUAAAAGACCACCACCUCGCAGCCCUCCGCGAUGGCACCAUGGAGUUCGACGACUUCCUCUACCGCGGCCUCGUCGAGUACAUCGACUGUAACGAAGAGAACGACGCCAUGAUCGCCCUGUACGAAAACGCCAUCACACCCGCAACCACGCAUCUCGAGAUCGAGCCCUUCACCAUCCUCGGCGCCGUCGCGGGUCUCAUUCCCUACCCCCACCACAACCAGUCCCCACGUAACACCUACCAAUGUGCUAUGGGUAAGCAAGCCAUCGGCGCAAUCGCCUACAACCAAUUCGCACGUAUCGACACUCUCCUCUACCUCAUGGUGUACCCACAGGCUCCCAUGGUCAAGACCCGCACCAUCGAGCUCAUCCGCUACGACAAACUACCUGCUGGCCAAAACGCCAUCGUGGCCGUCAUGUCCUACUCCGGAUACGAUAUUGAGGAUGCCUUAGUCCUCAACCGCGCCUCCCUCGACCGCGGCUUCGGUCGCUGCCAGGUCCUCCGUAAAUACGCCACCAAGCUCCUCAAAUACGCCAACCGCAGCGCAGACCGCAUCGGUGACCGAGAUUUCGAGGUUCGCGCAUCAGACGGCGCUACGGUGCCCAUCGAGAAGCACCAGCUCCUCGGCGCCGACGGACUCGCGCACGUCGGCGAGAUCGCCCGCAACGGCGACGUGUACGUCAAGAAGGAGACGCCCCUCAACACCUCCUCAACAGGGAUCGGUUCCGAUUCCGGGCGCAGCUCUGACAUGAAAGACGCAUCCAUGUCGUACCGCCUCCCCGACCCAGCCUACAUCGAUAAAAUCCUAAUCUCCCAAACCGAAAACGAAAGCACAGUCAUCAAAGUGCAAACGCGACAAACCCGGCGCCCCGAGCUCGGCGACAAAUUCUCCUCCCGCCACGGACAAAAAGGAGUCGUCGGGCUCAUCGCGCCCGCCCAAGACCUCCCCUUUGCCGACACCGGCAUCACCCCGGACAUCAUCAUGAACCCCCACGGAUUCCCGUCCCGUAUGACAGUCGGCAAGAUGCUGGAGCUCCUCUCCGGGAAAUCCGGCGUCAUCCGCGGCACCCACGAGUACGGGACGUGUUUUGGUGGUUCCAAAGUCGAGGAGAUGGGGCAGGGACUCGUGGAUGCUGGGUAUGCUUAUGCGGGGAAGGAGUUCCUGACGAGUGGGAUUACUGGGGAGGCGUUGCCGGCGUAUGUGUUUAUGGGGCCGAUUUACUACCAGAAGCUUAAGCAUAUGGUGCAGGAUAAAUUGCAUUCGAGAUCUAGGGGUCCCAGGGCGAUUUUGACGCGCCAGCCCACGGAGGGUAGGUCGAGACAGGGUGGGUUGAGAUUGGGUGAGAUGGAGAGAGAUUGUUUGAUUGCGUAUGGAGCUAGUCAGUUGUUGUUGGAGAGGUUGAUGUUGAGUUCGGAUGCGCAUGAGGUUGAUGUUUGUGAGAGGUGUGGGUUGAUGGGGUACCAGGGGUGGUGUCAGACGUGUAGGAAAGGGGGGGUGGCGAGGAUGGUGAUGCCGUAUGCGGCGAAGUUGUUGGUGCAGGAGUUGUUGAGUAUGAAUGUGUUGGUGAGGUUGAAGUUGGAGGAUGAGUUUCCUGCGCCGACAUAGGUGGGGG